GUAGGUUCAGAAGACGGAUUCGCAUCAACAAUACCACUUCCUUCGGCCAACCUACGUAACUUGUUACGAAGCUAUGUAUGGAGGAAAUUGGAUGUUCUCGAAAAGGGGUCCGGUUUCACGAUAGAGUCCCAUCUGAUUGGGUAGCUCCCCUUGGCCCCCCCAAUAAGCCUGCAGAUAAUCCCUGGGGUUACUUGCAGGGUGUCAGGGAUUCACGCUCGCCAUAACUCUCUGCCGAGCCUCCCCGACUCCCUGAGAGGUAAACAUGGGUUAGAUCUAAUCUAUAUUAAUUGUCCAGAUCGUCUUCAACCGUCGACAUGAGAUGAAAGGUAGCCAAGGCCAUUAGUGCAUCAUAUCGCACGUUCAUUCGUUAAAAUGCCUUCCUUUAAACGUCUUGCGGCUCUUUCAGCCUGCAUUGCGCCUGUUCUCGGUAUCAGUGUAACGACAUCGACCAGCUCUUACACCAUUGAUACUGCGGCUACGUAUGGCUUCAAGGUCGCCAUCAGUCGCUCAACUUGCGACAUCACGUCUUUGAACUUUUACAACACCGAGUAUCAGUAUAGCAGUACCUACAGCCACAUCGCGUCUGGUUUAGGUUCCGCAACUGUCUCUUACACCACCAGUGGUGACUAUGUGAUCGUCAAGUGCGUGGCUGAUAAUGACAGCUUUGAUCUAACUCAUUAUAUGGUCUUCGCCGACAAGUCGAGCUCAAUCUACAUGGGAACAUACACCGUUUCCGAGCCUUCUAUCGGAGAGUUGCGCUACAUCUUCCGUCUCACGGGUCUCACGGAGGCGUACCCCAACGGCAAUGCUUCCUACACGGCCGGUGGCACUGCCAUCGAAGCCUCGGACGUCUACACCGUCGGCAGCCAAACGCGCAGCAAGUUCUACUCUUCAGACCGUUUCAUCGAUGACGACGUGUACUGCGCGACGACCACCGACGCUUCUAUCCACGCAUGCUGGGUCCGCCCCAACAACCAAGCAACGGAGAAGAGUUCCGGCGGUCCUUUCUUCCGGGACAUCGACCUGAACUACGGCGGGUCGUACCACUCAGUAACAUACUACAUGAACUCGAACCACGCGCAGACAGAGAGCUACCGCCAAGGCUUCCACGGACCGUACGUAUUCAGCAUGUCCCGCAGCGGCAUCCCGAAGACGUCCGACUACGACGUCUCCUUCUUCGACAACCUAGGACUGACCGGGUACACGGGGGCCUCUGGCCGCGGACACGUCAAGGGCACCGCAUCAGGAGUGUCUAGCAGCUUCCCCAUCGUCGUGCACUGGUACAACGCGGACUACCAAGGCUGGGUGUACGCCUCGUCCAGCGGGGCCUUCACAUCCCCGGCCCUCGUCGCAGGCACCUACACGCAAGCGCUAUACCAAGACGAGUUCCUCGCCGCCACCACAACCGUCACCGUCGCCGCCGCCGCAACCGCAACCGCGAAUAUCGCCGCGACAGCCGCCGCCCUCGUCGACUCCCGCACGAAGGUAUUCCAGCUCGGCGACUACGACGGCCAACCCACCGGCUUCCUCAACGCGGAUAAACAGCUGCGCAUGCACCCCUCCGACAGCCGCAUGUCGUCCUGGAGCCCCGGCAGCGUGGCGUCCACUGCCGCCUCCUCAUUCCCCAUGGCCAUCUUCACCGACGUCAACAACGGCCAGAAAAUCACAUUCACCCUCUCCAGCGCCAUCUCCAGCGCCGCAACCCUCCGCAUCGCUACCACCCUUGCGUACGCGGGUGGAAGACCCCAGGCUACGGUUAAUAGCUACUCCUGCGCGGCGCCGUCGGCGCCGACCGCGGUGGAUAGUAGGGGUGUGACGAGGGGCGCGUACCGCGGGCGGGGGAAUGUGUAUACGUGUGCGAUUCCGAGUGGGACGUUGGUUAGUGGGAGUAAUACGGUUACGAUUACGGUUAUUUCGGGGAGUAGUGGGAGUGCUUAUUUGAGUCCUAAUGUGAUUUUUGAUGCUAUUGAGCUUUACUACUAGGUAUCGAGUUUGUUGGUGGGAUACGGUGGGUAAGUGGCU
Molecule: messenger RNA, 2022 nt
Organism: Annulohypoxylon maeteangense
Lineage: Eukaryota; Fungi; Ascomycota; Sordariomycetes; Xylariales; Hypoxylaceae
Product: polysaccharide lyase family 4 protein
Exons: 4
Coding region: 373-1983 (536 amino acids)
Biological process (GO): pectin catabolic process
Molecular function (GO): carbon-oxygen lyase activity, acting on polysaccharides; carbohydrate binding
Source: RefSeq, a predicted model, not a curated record